Penicillium robsamsonii is the source of this 291-nucleotide messenger RNA. RefSeq lists its product as uncharacterized. The transcript is spliced from 2 exons. Lineage: Eukaryota; Fungi; Ascomycota; Eurotiomycetes; Eurotiales; Aspergillaceae. Bases 1 to 291 code for a protein of 96 amino acids. The record is from RefSeq and is a predicted model, not a curated record.
AUGCUGCCACUCGCAGCAUCGAUUCAUCCCGCAAACGCAAAAGGGCGAAAGGAAAACAAUCUGACACUUUGGAUACCUGUUUCAAGAAGCUGCGUAAGGCAGUUGACGAAACAGUUGAAAGUCGCGAUCAAGAAGUUGAAAAGCUGCAAAAGCAACUCCAGGAACUUCAUUGCAAGCUUCUCCUACAAGAAGACCGGCAUCAAGAGGAACUUUCCCGACGACGUAUCUUGGAUUGCAAAAUUUGCUACGAGCAGCCGGAUUGUUGGCAUAUUCUGCUAUGCGGGCAUAUAA